AUGCUGAGUGGGAAGAUGACUUGUGUGAAGUACCAUUUCAAUACAGACCACGGUAUCCGCAAUAUGCCUGUCGAUGAAGCUGCCUUUCUUGCUGGUGCCGACCCUGACAUUGCUAAUCGAGAUUUGUUCGAAGCCAUUGAAGGUAGCGAAUUCCCUUCCUGGACGUUGCGUAUCCAGACGAUGACUCCUGAGCAAGCCAAGAAACUAAUUGCGGUUGGUGUGACAAAGGUUGGCCGCAUAAAUACUAACCAAAGAAGUCGGGCGUUUGGUAUUGAACAGAAAGCCGCACAACUACUUUGCCGAGAUUGA
Peronospora farinosa is the source of this 309-nucleotide messenger RNA. NCBI's taxonomy places the organism in Eukaryota, Oomycota, Peronosporomycetes, Peronosporales, Peronosporaceae. The record is from the annotation of a GenBank genome assembly.